AUGCGGAUUUAUUGCUUAGGAAGUAUCGUAUCAAAUCACUUUCCGCGCGGGGCCUUCCAUCUCCACUCUUUAGCGGAACGAGUGAGCCGUGAUCAGGAACAGCUCCCAGUUCUGCCACCAUUACACAACACACCCAGAGAUGUUAACGUACCAGUGGUAUACGCAGAGAGUGCAGCAUGUUCCCGUAGCACCUAUUCUCCUCUUCAGGCUUUAAGUGAGAGUACCUGUCGGGACCAUGGCGCCCAUGCCGCGCCUCCGCCACCGCAGCCUCUGCCAAGAAUGCAGGUGUCAAAUCAAAACGUCACCCUACACCCUGCAGUCGCGAGAUGUACAGCCUCCUUAGAGCUUGCUGCCCUCUGGAGGAGUUUUCACGAACUCGGUACAGAAAUGAUAGUAACUAAAGCUGGCAGACGAAUGUUCCCCGCGUUGCAGGCGAGGUUAUCUGGUCUUCUACCCAAUGCCGACUAUUUGUUGCUAGUGGACUUUGUACCGUUGGAUGAUAAGAGAUACCGGUAUGCAUUUCACAGUUCAAGCUGGGUCGUAGCGGGAAAGGCGGAUCCAGUGUCGCCCCCUCGGAUCCACGUUCAUCCCGAUUCACCCGCCGCCGGCGCGCAUUGGAUGCGGCAACUUGUCUCCUUUGACAAGCUUAAGUUAACCAACAAUCAGUUAGAUGAUAAUGGUCAUAUAAUACUCAACUCAAUGCACCGCUAUCAACCACGUCUUCACGUGGUCUACUUGCCUGGUGAAGGGCAAAGCGCGGCGCCGGGGACUGUGCCUUAUAGGACAUUUAUCUUCCCCGAAACGGGCUUCACGGCUGUCACUGCCUAUCAGAACCAUAGAAUAACGCAAUUAAAAAUAGCAAGUAAUCCAUUUGCCAAAGGGUUCCGGGAUUGCGAUCCAGAUGAUUGUCCCCCUGACCAAAGCCCACAAAGGAGUGUGCCUCGGAGACGAGAGCCCCAACAAGCCGAGCCCUACUCAUUAGCGCAGCCCUACGCGGCUGACCCUAGCUCUAGUGGACCCUUGUACCCUGCGCACGCGCAUCCUGUCAGAUACCAGCCGCACGCGGGCCACAAUAGCGCCUACUCAGCGUAUUACGCCCAUAGAUAA
Messenger RNA from Pieris macdunnoughi, 1107 nucleotides. Lineage: Eukaryota; Metazoa; Arthropoda; Insecta; Lepidoptera; Pieridae. The record is from the annotation of a GenBank genome assembly.